CCCAGCAACCAGGAUGCAUUUUAGCAACAAGUCCGAGGGGUCGACCCAGAACAGUAGCAACUCAUGUCCUGAAGGAGACUACAAUAUGGUCCUCAAAUACCUGCUGCCCAUCAGCUUCUCUUUGCUCUUCUUAUUCGGCCUCUCGCUGAACGCCUUCGUGCUAUUCUUCAUCAAGUUCCGCACAAAGCACUGGACCCCGUUCACCAUCUACAUGCUCAACCUGACCGUGUGCGACACCCUGUUUGUCUUAAUGCUGCCCAUGGCGAUCUACCAUCAGGUCAAAGACUGGCCCUUUGGCGAGCCACUCUGCAAAAUCACCUUCUUUGUCGUAAACACCAAUCACUAUGGUAAGCAGUACGUGUAUCUGCAUCGCUUCAUGGGCAUCUGCUACCCGGUCCGUUCCCUCAGCUGGAACAGCAGUCGACGCGCAAAGCUGGUGUCCGUGGGCGUGUGGGCCUGUGUGCUCUCUAGUCAGGCACCCAUUCUCUACUUCUCCGGGACCGAGUGA
Molecule: messenger RNA, 508 nt
Organism: Gadus macrocephalus (Pacific cod)
Lineage: Eukaryota; Metazoa; Chordata; Actinopteri; Gadiformes; Gadidae
Product: P2Y purinoceptor 4-like
Exons: 2
Coding region: 14-508 (164 amino acids)
Biological process (GO): G protein-coupled receptor signaling pathway
Cellular component (GO): plasma membrane
Molecular function (GO): G protein-coupled UTP receptor activity; A1 adenosine receptor binding
Source: RefSeq, a predicted model, not a curated record